Molecule: messenger RNA, 2058 nt
Organism: Saccostrea echinata
Lineage: Eukaryota; Metazoa; Mollusca; Bivalvia; Ostreida; Ostreidae
Product: glycylpeptide N-tetradecanoyltransferase 2-like
Exons: 13
Coding region: 21-1643 (540 amino acids)
Biological process (GO): N-terminal peptidyl-glycine N-myristoylation
Cellular component (GO): cytoplasm
Molecular function (GO): glycylpeptide N-tetradecanoyltransferase activity
Source: RefSeq, a predicted model, not a curated record
UGCUUACUCAUUGCAGAAGCAUGGCGGACGUAGAUUCGCUACAUGAUUUAAGUUCAGAUCAAAACGAAGACCAGAGCGCAGUGGAUGCCGAUGUUGAAGAAGACGAAGUGUCGGAGAGGGGAGAAGACCCAGCAUCUAGGAAGAAGCACAAAAAAUUUCAAAAGAAAAGACGACAUAAAGACAUUGAGCGUUCUAGUGGGGACUCGGUGACAGAAGAUGAUGAGGUUAAUAGACCAGACCCCCUCCCUGUGAUCCCCAACGAUAAAGAGCAGCAGCAGUCUGGUAUGGAGGCUGAUUAUGAAAGUCAGGACACAGGUACCAAACAGACAGUGCAGGACAGCAAAAAGAAAGUGUCGGCUGGCGCAGAGGGUCCCAUUCCCUCUAAUGCCCCAGAGUCUUCACUCUCAGGAUUACAGAAAAUUCAGAAAGCUGUCGAAUUAUUAUCUAUGUCCCACGGUGCACCUAAAAGUAUGGAAGAAGCUACAAAGAAGAGAUACAAAUUCUGGGAGACUCAGCCAGUGCCUGAAAUAAAUGAGAAGAUCCAGGAUAUAAAUCAACCUAUUGAGGAGGAUAAGCCGGUGGAGGAAAUCAGGACAGAGCCCUACAGUCUUCCGUCAGGCUUUAUCUGGGACACGCUCGAUCUUCUAGACCCACUCAUUUUAAAGGAACUGUACACUCUGUUGAAUGAGAAUUAUGUAGAGGAUGAUGACAAUAUGUUCCGAUUUGAUUACAGUCCGGAGUUUUUACAAUGGGCUCUGCAGCCCCCUGGCUGGUGUAAAGACUGGCACUGUGGUGUUAGAGUGGCUAAAAGUGGCAAGCUUGUAGGCUUUAUUAGUGCUGUACCAGCACUCAUCAAAAUGUAUGACAAAAAGAAGCACAUGGUAGAAAUCAAUUUUCUGUGUGUCCACAAAAAACUACGAUCAAAACGAGUGGCGCCGGUGUUAAUAAGGGAGAUAACUCGCAGAGUAAACCUUAAAGGACUGUUUCAGGCAGUGUACACAGCAGGGGUUGUCCUCCCUAAACCAGUGGCGUGUUGUAGAUACUGGCAUAGAUCUUUAAAUCCAAGGAAGUUGAUAGCUGUCAAAUUUUCACAUUUGACAAGAAACAUGACAAUGCAACGGACAUUGAAGCUUUACAAGUUACCCGAGAAUCCAAAGACACCUGGUUUUCGAAAGUUCACUCCUGCAGAUGUUCCCGAGUCAUUUGAGUUAUUAAAAAAGUAUCUAGACAAGUUUGACUUGUCUCCAACAUUUUCAAUUGAAGAAUUCCGCCAUUGGUUUAUCCCUAGGCCUGGCAUUGUUGAUUCCUAUGUUGUUGAGAAGAAUGGAACCAUUACUGACUUUGUCAGUUUCUAUACCCUCCCCUCCACCGUCAUGCACCACCCCCAAUACAAGAUGCUGAAAGCUGCUUACUCCUUCUACAACGUCAGUAUGGCCACUCCCUGGGUUGAUCUCAUGCAGGAUGCACUCAUUGUAGCAAGAAAUAUGGAGUUUGAUGUAUUUAAUGCAUUAGACCUGAUGGAGAACAAAGAAUUUCUGGAGAAGCUGAAGUUUGGAAUUGGGGAUGGAAAUCUUCAGUACUACCUGUACAACUGGCGGUGUCCACAGAUGCAGCCCCAACAGGUUGGUCUAGUACUUCACUGAGAGUUAUAUCCCCUAGAUUUAUUAAUUUAUGAAGAUAUUAUGAACUUGUGUGUACAUAUGGCCUAUUAAGGAUGCCUUAAAAUGUACAUCUCCUAAAGACGAAAAACAAUUUAACAUUGGAUGAGUGUGAAUUGGGCGUGUGGUGUACCUAGGUAGCUGCUUUCAGAAAACAGUUUACCAAGAUCAGAGUGAACAAACAGGAAAUGGUAUAUUACCAUAUGUGCCAACUGAAUACAUGAAUACCUGCUUCGUGUCAGGGUAGAAGACAUUGCGCUGAUCACUCAUCAUUCAGCUCUCUUCAUUUAUUGUAUAACUUUCUGACUUCACGCAUGGAUUUUACAUGAUGGCAAAAUAUUUGGCUAUCUGUGCAUGAGUAGAUAUUAUAAUUGUUAAUGAAUAAAAUUGUAUGACUUUA